Echinococcus granulosus is the source of this 714-nucleotide messenger RNA. Its product is annotated as Cystine/glutamate transporter. Gene Ontology annotation, cellular component: membrane. Lineage: Eukaryota; Metazoa; Platyhelminthes; Cestoda; Cyclophyllidea; Taeniidae. The record is from RefSeq and is a predicted model, not a curated record. Gene Ontology annotation, biological process: amino acid transmembrane transport. Bases 1 to 714 code for a protein of 237 amino acids. Gene Ontology annotation, molecular function: L-amino acid transmembrane transporter activity. The transcript has 6 exons.
AUGGCGCUGUCCCUGGUAACCGGUCUGUACAUGCUGACAAACAUAGCUUACCUGGCAGUGCUCAGCCCCUACGAAAUGCUGGCCACAGGCUCUGGAUCCUCUGCAAUCGCCGUGGUGUUUGCGGAGCGUGCGAUGCCAUGGAUUUCCAUGCUCAUGCCCGUGUUCGUGGGUGCGUCAGUGUUUGGAAGCAUCAAUGGGGAGGCGAUGUCAAUGUCUCGUUUGACAUACACUGGAGCCCGAGAAGGACACAUGCCCUCCAUUCUGGCCAUGAUCCACCACUGUAACUUCACACCUAUUCCCGCCAUUCUGAUAUUGCUUGUGCUGGCCGUUGGCUACCAAUUCUACAGCGAUUUGUUUGCGUUGAUUGAGUUGGCGGGCUUUGCGUUCUCCUUCAUUGCAGCUUUGGCUGUGACCGCCCUCCUCUAUAUGCGGUACAAGGAGCCCAAUCUGAAGACAUCGUUCCAGCUACCGAUUUUCUUCCCCAUCCUCUUCCUCAUAUGUGACCUCUUCAUCCUUGUGCUGACGAUCUAUCAACAACCGCGUGAGUCGCUCUCCAACGUGAUUCUGAUGUUGGUGGCGGUUCCCAUCUACUGGUUGGGUGUUUCGUGGGAGAACAAGCCGAAGAGCUUCCAGAAUGUGAUUUAUAAGGGCACAGUAUUUCUGCAGAGAGUGUUUGCCUGCGUGCCAGUGGAGGAUGAGUCCCAAUUGAACUAA